UUGUGGGUGUUCUCAAUUCCCAAAGCCGCGUCAGAGUCAGCUGACAGAGAGGCUCUUUGAAGCGGUCGACAUCUUGAAUUGGAAUAAGAAAGUGAAAUAAAAACCUUGAUCUUAAUCAUACUGUUUGAAAAGUAUUGCUUUCAGGACACGUAGCAAAGUCUUGUGAUCUAAACGGGCCUGUGCAUCUUCAGGGGCGUUAUUGGCAUGGGAAACAUGUGUUAACAUUGCCAAAGCAAGUGAGUCAUCCUCAUGGCCUGUUAUGACUGAGAGGCUGCCAUCAUGAUUGGAGGAUUGUUCAUCUACAACCACAAGGGGGAGGUGCUGAUCUCCCGCGUCUACCGCGAUGACAUAGGGCGCAACGCGGUGGAUGCGUUCCGCGUGAACGUGAUCCACGCGCGGCAGCAGGUGCGCUCGCCGGUCACCAACAUCGCCCGCACCAGCUUCUUCCACGUCAAGCGCUCCAACAUCUGGCUGGCGGCGGUCACCAAGCAGAAUGUCAACGCUGCCAUGGUGUUCGAGUUCCUCUACAAGAUGUGCGACGUCAUGACGGCCUACUUCGGCAAGAUCAGCGAGGAGAACAUCAAGAACAACUUUGUGUUAAUCUACGAGCUGCUGGACGAGAUCCUGGACUUUGGCUACCCCCAGAACUCGGAGACUGGCGCACUGAAGACCUUCAUCACUCAAACGGGCAUCAAGAGCCAGUCCAAGGAGGAGCAGUCUCAGAUCACCAGUCAGGUGACUGGGCAGAUCGGCUGGCGUCGCGAGGGCAUCAAGUACCGUCGCAACGAGCUCUUCCUGGAUGUGCUGGAGAGCGUCAACCUGCUGAUGUCUCCACAAGGCCAGGUGCUGAGCGCCCACGUCUCAGGCCGCGUGGUGAUGAAAAGCUACCUGAGCGGCAUGCCGGAGUGCAAAUUUGGCAUGAACGACAAGAUCGUCAUCGACAAACAGGGCAAGGGGGGCGCCUCCGAGGAGGCGGCGGGCAAAAGUGAUUUGGGGGGCAGUGGCGGUGGUGGCGGUAAGCAAUCCAUAGCCAUUGACGACUGUACAUUCCACCAGUGUGUGCGUCUCAGCAAGUUUGACGCUGAGCGCAGCAUCAGCUUCAUUCCUCCGGACGGAGAGUGUGAACUCAUGAGGUACCGCACCACCAAGGACAUCAUCCUACCCUUCCGUGUCAUCCCCCUUGUCAGGGAGGUGGGCCGCACCAAGCUUGAAGUCAAGGUGGUCAUUAAGUCCAACUUCAAGCCCUCGCUUCUGGCUCAGAAGAUUGAGGUGCGCAUCCCCACCCCUCUCAACACCAGCGGGGUCCAGGUGAUCUGCAUGAAGGGCAAGGCCAAGUACAAGGCCAGCGAGAACGCCAUCGUCUGGAAGAUCAAGCGUAUGGCAGGGAUGAAGGAGUCUCAGAUCAGUGCCGAGAUCGAGCUGCUGCCCACCAACGACAAGAAGAAGUGGGCGCGCCCUCCCAUCUCCAUGAACUUUGAGGUGCCAUUUGCUCCGUCCGGGCUCAAGGUGCGCUACCUGAAGGUGUUCGAGCCCAAGCUGAACUACAGUGACCACGACGUCAUCAAAUGGGUGCGCUACAUCGGCCGCAGCGGCAUCUACGAGACACGCUGCUAACCGCCCCCCCUCGCGAUCGGGCGGAAAGAGCGGUGCAACAGGGAGGAGGGAGCGAAAGACAACAACAUGGGAUCGCUACCUUCCCAUCGAUUCUGUUUUUCCCCAUCGGCUGGCUGACAAAUGAAAUCAAAUUUUAAAAAACAGGACCAUGCUUUCAAAAGUGUUGAAAAUUAUGAAAUGAUUAAACACAUAAAUGUAUAGAUACUGCAAACGUCCUGUAGAGUACAAAAAAUACCAUCUGCAUCUAAAAGGUCUUUGACCUCUUUUAAUCGAAACAAAAAAUCCAUUCCACCCCUAUGAGAUGUAGUUUCUUCUACUGAGCAGAGCAACAUAGGGCUCUGGUCAAAUUAAAGCCACAGGUUACAUUACCAUAGUUGUCUACUAUUCCUGUUCUACCCGUCUAUUCCUCAUGGAACUGAAUUAGUGGAUGACUGUACCCCUUGCCAAUAACCACAGAUCUGACCAUGUGUCAUUGGCUUAGGGGUAACUGCUACCCUCCCUCUCUUGAUGCUGGUGUAGUAGUGUGUGUGUCGCUCUUCUGUUCUCCUGUCCUACCUCUCUCUCCCCAGCCCUGCCCCUGUAUCUGUAUAUCCAACCGGUGGAGUCCCUCUUUAGCCUCGUGUGUAGUUUGCAGCAGUAUGCAGUGUAGAUGCAUCCAUUAAGUGUCAUGCCAUGUUCAAUACAUUUUAUAUACGUUUCGUUUUUUUGUAACACCCCGCCUUCCCUUUAGUAUAUUAGUGAUGACUCGUCUUGUGUUUUUGUAAUUAGUGCUUUGUCGUGCUUCUCUAAAGCUCUCUGGCCCCCAUUUCCGUCGCGCUCACUGUCUUUUCCUACACUCGAGUCCUCUACUAUUUCAAUAGCUGUGAGUUAGUGUCAUUGUCAUGUAUGAUUCCUCUAUUUACGCAGAUAUAACAAUGAAGAUUUUUUUAUCUGUGGUUCCUGUUGCUUUCUGUCUAAGUGCUGCAGAGAUUCAUUCUGUGUGACCGAAAUGGUCAGUUUUAGGAACAAACCAAAUUCAUUGACCAACUGAGAACGGCAUACAUCUGUCUGAAUAUGAAUAUAUAUAAACACAUUUCUAUAUUGUAUGGAUCGAGCAGAGCCAGUUGUUGCGGUCUCAAGAGUCUGCUGUUCGUGACGGUGUCUGUUUAGGAGACUCAGUUGAGCGGAUCUCUGUGUGUCUGUGUUGCUAUUCUCCCCCAGGACCAUGUUCUGCUCAACAUCUUUUAGGAGUCUGGAAUUCUGACCCUCCCAUGCGCUUUACAUUAGCAUGGGUGUAUUUCUUGUCCAGUUAAAGGGAUAGUUCACCCAAAUUACACUGGCAUUGGUUUCCUUACCCUGUAAGCCAGUCUAUGGACAAGGUAUGACAACAACAUGCUUUGGUUUACUUUCCCUGGCACUGUUAUUACGUGCUAACGUUUUAGCAUUUUUAGCACAAAUCUCAUUCAAGUCAUGGGACCAAUAUUGGCAUUUGUCAUACAUCAUGUUCAUACAUUUGGACAUGAUGAAUAAGAAUUUGUUCUUAACUGACUUGCCUAGUUAAAUAAAGGUUCAAUUAAAAAAAAUAUGCGUAAAAAUUGCUAAUAUCGGUCCCAAGACUUCAAUGGGACUUGUGGCCCAAAUGCUAAAAUGUUAGCAUGUAGCAACGGUGCCAGGGAAACUAAACCAAAGCAUGGCUUGCUCUCAUACCUUGUCCAAAGACUGCUUACAGGGUAAGAAAACCAAAUCGUAAUUUGGGUGAACUAUCCUUUUAAGCUUCAAUAAAGCGCUAUACUCCAUGUGCACUGAUUCCCCCACCCAUACAAAAAUAUUGUUUACAACUUCAUUUUGAAAUCCGUUUAAUGAAGGGGUUUGGAUUUAUGGAACAAUGGUGUGUGUUUACCAGAGAGCGAGAGAUGGCCUGCGUCCCAAAUGUCUCCCCGUAUAGUACAUUACUUUUAGUCUCGAUCCCACAUGGCACCCUGAGUGCUCAACUCCUCUCAGCCUACUAGACUUGGACUGCUUGCAUUUCAAAUGAACAUUGUAAAACAUUCCACAUUUUCACUGCGGUGCGACUUGAGAUAGCAUUCCUCUUCCUCCCAUAUUCCUUUUACUUCCAUCAUGGCUUUUGUGUGCAUUAAACAAAGGCUAUCAGAUUGUCUGAGCAGUUGCAACAAACACUGAGUGACACUACAAAGUUUCCAUUCUCUUUUUCUCUGUCACUACAUUCUACUAAUUAACACUAAAAUUGGUUCUGCUAACUUCUGAAAAACCCUAUCUCUCUGGCUGUCUGCAAUGGCACACUAUUCCCAAAACCCCAUGGGCCCUGGCCAAAAGUAGUGCACUAUAUAGGCAAUAGGGUGCCAUUUCAGACCUAGUCUCUUCCUCUGGUCAAUGCCCACUAUGUCAUGCCACACCCUGAGAGAUGGGGAGGGAGAGUCCUGGGGGCUUGCCCCCUCCGCUUCAAUGUUUCAAUGGGCUCCAUUUGGUAACUUUGUGACUGUCAAGGUAAUCCCAAUAAAAAGAAAGGUGUAACCACUGGAA
Molecule: messenger RNA, 4134 nt
Organism: Salvelinus fontinalis (brook trout)
Lineage: Eukaryota; Metazoa; Chordata; Actinopteri; Salmoniformes; Salmonidae
Product: AP-2 complex subunit mu
Exons: 14
Coding region: 280-1614 (444 amino acids)
Biological process (GO): clathrin-dependent endocytosis; intracellular protein transport
Cellular component (GO): cytoplasmic vesicle; AP-2 adaptor complex
Molecular function (GO): clathrin-cargo adaptor activity
Source: RefSeq, a predicted model, not a curated record